Chenopodium quinoa (quinoa) is the source of this 4868-nucleotide messenger RNA. Its product is annotated as CST complex subunit CTC1. Lineage: Eukaryota; Viridiplantae; Streptophyta; Magnoliopsida; Caryophyllales; Amaranthaceae. The coding region runs from base 41 to 4063 and encodes 1340 amino acids. The transcript is spliced from 17 exons. Gene Ontology annotation, cellular component: CST complex. Gene Ontology annotation, biological process: positive regulation of DNA replication; telomere maintenance via telomere lengthening. Gene Ontology annotation, molecular function: single-stranded DNA binding; telomeric repeat DNA binding. The record is from RefSeq and is a predicted model, not a curated record.
AUGUCAGCAGCACUUUGAACAUUCGAUUAGUACCUUCAAAAUGGAAGGCGUUAAACUAAUUCCAAUUUCCGACCUUCUCCGUCGCCGCCGCCCAAUCUCCGGCGCCGUCUCUCUCCUCUACUCCCCUCCUCCGCCCACUCCUCCACCUUCCAUCAACUCCUCCAAAACCCUAAACCCUAGCACUACUUCUCGCGCCAAAAUCCUCAAAUCUCUCUCUCAACCUUCAAUCAUAAUCGGAAUUCUCCGUCUCCCACUCUUUAGUCAUUCUCCUCACCAUUGUUUCUCCUUCUCGGACGAUUCCGGUUCGCUUUGCUGCGACGUUCUGGAGUUCGAUUUGAAUAUGAUUAAGAGGGAAAUUCGUGUUAUCGCUUGGAAUUUCAUCCCUUUGAAGCAAUGUGGUGGAUUUUUGGAGAUUAUUAGAUGGGAAUUUGUGGGAUGUUGUGUUUCUGGUAAUGUUGAAUUUUUUCCUUUGGUUUUUGAUGAUAAUGAUGUUGUUGGGAAUGAUUGUGAUCCUAAGGGUAAGUAUAGUGUUUAUGGUGUAUUGGGUUCUGUUAGUCCUGUUUCGUUGAUUCCUUGUGUUUCGGAGAAUCGCCGUGGUUUUAUUUUAGAGGUUUUGUGCUGUGAUUGUAGGUUAUGCAAAUUUAAAGACUGUGUAAAGAUUUCUGAUGAUUUAGGUUUAAGAAGGGAUUCACAUUGUUUUAGUAGAAUUGAAUAUGUGUACUUUUGUGGGGUUGGCUCGUCUCCGUACUUUGUGUUUUUGAAGCUUGUAGGAAGUGUACUUCUAUUGUCGGGAUUGCGAAAGAAGUUGGUGUACAUAGAGAAUGAAGAGACUAGAUUAAUGUUUGUGUCAACUGAAAUGACUUGUUUGAGUGUUCCCAAGUUACAACAAAAUGAAGGAUAUUCGUUUCAAAAUGAUAAAGCUCGAAUCAAUGGAAAUUGGGAAUUAGGUAUGUAUAUUGGUGUAGUCAGAAGCACUUAUAUGCAGGGCAUGGUUGUUGAGUUGGAUGAAGAUGUUUGGCUCUUACUUACAGACGAAUCAUUGCUUUUGCCUCAUAGUGUCAGGGUUGGCUCAAUUCUAUCUGUGAGGAAUGUUCAUAUUGUGAACCCGAAGUUUACCUGGGGGAAAAUGCUUAUACUUGGGGCUUGCUGCAAGACCAACAUAAGGACGAUAUCUUUCUCUCCAUUGGAAAUUGGGUGUCAGCCAGUGUACCGGUCUCAGAGUCUUCUGGGAAAAUUUAUGGAGACAUUGGUCUUUCCAGCUCGAUUAUGGACAUUACUCUUGGUCCAAUGUCUAAGAAAAAAGUUUUCUGGAGCUUUUUCAGAAAAGGAGAUUCUAGGAACAAAGCAUAAGGAAGGUUUGGUGCAAACUUAUGCCAGGUCCACGCUGCCAUCAUCCGUUUUUCAGUCACGGCAUGGUUCUUUCACGGAGUUCUGCAAGCAUGAUUCAUGUGGCUCUGGUAGCAACAUCAACUACAGCAGCUUAAGUUUGGCCAUGCCAUUCUCCUAUUUAGUCAAUAACUGUGAGAGGAUGUUUAUAAUAUCACUUCUGCAAAUGAAUAAUGGUAUCAAAAUCUUAGAAGAAUGCAGCCAAGUAGGUCAUCCUUUCAGGGAAAAAAGACUUUCUGAUCAACUAAUCAGGAGGAUCUUACCUAGUAAAGACAUUGGAGUUUCUUUACUAGGGAACUUGAAGAUUUGUCCAGCUACUGGAAGAUUGCAAUAUAUUGAUGGCACAGCUAGUGUUGAUGCUGUUAUACCAGACAUUCCAUCAGCCUGGGACAUUAAUGCUAUCUAUGAGGUUUUUGACUAUAAUCUUGUGUUAGAAGGCAAGCCCGGAAUGUGGGCUCAAUUUUGGAUGCUUCUUAGCAACUUUUUUUCAUGCGGAAGUUUGUUUGAGACCAUCCCAGUAGAAAGACGAAUGCAGUUGACAGUAUAUUUGCACUUUUCUUGGAGCAAUGUAAGCUACAGGCAUUUCACCGUUCAUCCAUGCUUGAGUGCAAUCAAUAGCACUGCAAAACUUGAUCCUGGAGCAUUUCACUUGCUCUAUUUAACCCACAAAUUCCCGUUGCAAUCACGGUUUCACGGUGACGUAUCUGGCAAAAGCCGUUUAUUUGCUGAGGUCAUGGUCUUGCCAUGGGAUCUGAGUAUUGGUGUGAGUAAUGGUGCAGUUUUUCAGACAAAAAUGCCACAAGAUGAUCUUGUAAUUGGCUGCCACGAUGCGUUUUCUUUUAAGAGAUGUAAAACUCAUCUAACAUCAAGUUGCAUUGACAAAGUUGGAUUAUGCAACAAUUUUGAAGAAUUUGAAAACAGAUCAUGUGACCAACCAAACAAUCUGCUUUCCUUGCCACACAAGACAAGGAUUACCAACAGAUUUAGAGGUGCAUCUUCCAUUCAAUUUCCUUGUAAGGUAACUGGUAGAGAAAUACAUGGUCAAGUCAUGGAUGUACCUGCAGCUCUGUGUUUUGUUGAUGGUAACUGUGACAUCACUGACAUGCUUUGUUCAAGAAAAGUUCUAGAGUUCAAUUCUGAAAACUUCUCCAAGUAUAAGUUCAUGCAAAUUGGUGGUAUUUACAUCAUGAAGCAUUGUGCUGAGAAGUGCUUGUGUGAUUCUCACCACAUGGGAAGUAGCAUGUUCAUCACCUCAGAUACAAAAUUCUGGAGCCUUUCAUUUCAAUUUGGUGAAGCCAUGGACUGUUCCUCUGUCUCAUGCAACGAUCUCUCAUAUGCUUCUCAUUCUACUAGGAAGAACUUAAACAGGUUCUGCCAUCAAAAUGAGCUUGUGCUCAACCCUUGUAGCAUUGCUGAUCAUGGAUCUUUCACUGAUGUUGAUCUACAUGUGGCAGUAGAUGCAACUGAUCUCUCAGAUGUGGAUAUUGGGUUUCAGAGCUUGAAGAAGCUUGUCUUAAACUUGUCACUGAAACCAACAAAUAUCUUUAAUAUUCAACAAGAAGUUGGCUGCGGGAACAUUAUGACAGGCCUUUUUGAGAACCAAGGAAUUUAUUCUGGCAUUGGUCUUCCCGAAGGAAAAUUAAUCUCUCUGCAAGGAAUUGUAGCCAGACUUUACAAUUCUGAUGGCUAUUCUAUUGAUAGAAUCCCGUGCAAUAGAGCUGCUCAUAACAUUCAUCUGCCGAAAUCCAGCAUAGGAAAGGAAUGCUCAAUCAACCUGCUUGUCUUGACGGAUUGUCACAUGCUGCAGAUUUGUGGUUGCCUUAGUAAGCUUGACUAUCCUGUUGGAUUGGGGCCAGGUGCAGCUGUUACAUUUCACAGGAUACUUGCACUUAGAGGGCCGAAUUGUUUUACGUUGACUCCAGUAUCAUUCAUCACUAUCAACUCUGUGAGAGAAACCCCUUCAUCUGUGAAAUCACUUUUUCCUAUUCCUGAGGAAACUAUUGCAUCUUGUUUAAUAUCUGACCUGAUCCAGUGUGAUACGGGCCAGCCAAGAAGGUUCCAUUGCAGUGUUGUUGCAGUUUACUUUGUGAUGCUUGAAAGAAACACGAAUAUGGAUAAGCUGUUGUCUCAAAUUCAAUUGGGGUCACCGGUGGUAAACAUUCCACUCGCUGGCUUUAUUAUGGAUGAUGGGUCAUCACAAUGUUGUUGUUGGACUCAUGGUGAAAGAGCAGCAACAUUUUUGAGGCUAUAUGAAGAGAUUCCUCAGGCAAAAUCUGGAAGUUGUUGGUGGAGAUCAAAGGCUGCAAGUAGAAGCAGGGUCUUCAGUACACCCAGUUACCAUAUUGACAGAAUUUUGAAGAAACAUGGACGACUACGAGUGAAAAAUUAUGGAUCCAUACAUGACGCUUCAUGCCAAGAUAUUCAGCUUUCUGAUGGUUCAGAUUGCACUUUUGGCGGUCAAGAUGAGAAUCUGCUUAAGUUUAUAAUGUUAAAUGCUUGUUCUAGCACAUUAUGGAAUAUAACUGGUCACGCGAUGGAUUUUGAUGCUGUCAGCAUGUUGGAGAAGAAUCUUUUGGAGGAGCAUAUGACUCUGCAUGCUUUACAAAAUGUGUGGGCAAGAGAAGUUUGUCAAGUGAACCCUCUUGCUCAAGCCAAGGAAUUAUUUCAGGACCUCUAAUCAGGUUUCUGCAGCUGGCUUCUGUAGUUUUUCAGCUGAAUUCAUUAGUUGUGACACUUGCUACAUUCAGGUAUAAGAGCUUCUGGAAUGUGUCUUCCGAGAACACUCAACUGCAAUGGGCACUUCUUAGGAGCUGGACUGCUUGGACUUUUUGUGGAUAAUCUGAGGGAUUUUUCUAUCAACAAGAGAAGCAAUGGGCGUGGAAUUAUUUAUCAUUUGCUAAGUCUAAAGCCUCAGGAGUCAGGACAAUCCCUUGUUAUUGCUGUUGCUAUGGAAUUAGUGAAUUCUCAUGCAGUCUUAUAUUGGAAUUUCUGAUGAGGAUGGCGUGGUCAGCCAGUUUUUACUUGGGACUUUAAAUUCCGUAUCAAAGUACCUGUGUUCAAGUGUAAGGAUAUAUGCAGUGCUUGAACACACAAUUAAGACUAGAAAAGCAUCAAGAGUCCUAGGUAACAGAAAGUUCCGAAAGUUCACAUAGCUUGACAUGCAUUACGGAGGAGUCUUGACACUAGGUAACCGUGUACAAGUUGAAGUAAAGCCAUUUGGCUGUAUUUAUAUUGAUGUGUAAUGUUCAUUUGUGGCUGUGAACUUAGGUACUGUAAGUAGGUUUCCGGCUACGAUCUGAAGUUGUAUAUAUCCAUUUUAAAUUUUUUACUGAAAUUCAUAGCUGUAUAGGUAUAGAUAAUAUCUUAGGCAUUAGGUAACCUUGAUCCUUUCAAAAAAUAUUAAGGGCACUCAUGCGGCCAUGCCCAACAGUUUUGUUCUUUUAUUUUAUUUUAUAAUAAUUGUACAAAUCAUUUUCAAAUUA